CUGCUGAUCCUUACCAACUCUCUCUCUCUCCCUCUCUCUCUCUCUCAAGAAAGAAAAACCAAAAAACCAUGUCGAACUCCAUCAAAGGUGUUCAUAUCCUGAUAUUUCCAUACCCAGCUCAAGGCCACAUGUUACCCAUGCUGGACCUAGCCCACCAACUAGCCCUCCGUGGCAUCACCAUAACCAUUCUGGUGACACCAAAGAACCUCCCAAUCCUGAACCCCCUCCUCUCAACCCACCACCCAUCUUCAAUCCAGACCCUGGUCCUUCCCUUCCCAUCCCACCCGUCUCUCCCCUCUGGCGUCGAGAACAUCAAGGACAUCGGCAACGCAGGCAACUUACCCAUGAUCAACGCCCUCGGCAAGCUUCACGAUCCAAUAAUCCACUGGUUCAAGUCCCACCCAUCACCCCCUGUGGCUAUCCUCUCUGAUUUCUUCCUUGGUUGGACCCUCCACCUUGCCCACCAACUUGGUAUCCCCAGGAUCGUUUUUCACUCAAUUGCCUCUUUUUUAAUCUGUGUCACUAAUUUCCUUUGGCAAAAUAUUGACACUGUCCGCUCUUUACCCGUCGUUCAUUUUCCCGAUCUACCAAGAUCGCCGAGUUUUGCUGCCGAUCAUCUUCCUUCUAUAUACCGGGCAUAUAGGGAAUCGGAUCCUGAUGGGGAGUUUCUUAAGGAUAGCAUGCUCGCUAAUAUAACCAGUUGGGGCUGUGUUUUUAAUUCUCUUGAUGCCUUGGAAGGUCAGUAUUUGGAUCACUUGAAGAACAAAAUGGGACAUCAACGGAUGUGGGUAGUUGGGCCUCUUAGUUUGUUUGCCGGGGCUGAAACCAUGGGUCGGAUCAACCCGGAUAAGGAUUCAGGAGACAGGGUGUUGGCUUGGCUCGAUGGGUGCCCGGAUGGGUCAGUUUUGUAUGUUUGCUUCGGGAGUCAGAAGUUGCUGAAGAGGGACCAAAUGGAAGCCUUGGCUGCUGGGCUUGAGCAUAGCAAGAUCCGAUUCGUUUGGGUGGUCAAGUCAGUAACAGCCCAACAAGUAGAGGACGGGUACGGGUUUGUACCCGAUGGAUUUGAGGAUCGGGUGUUGGGUAGGGGUAUGGUGAUAAAGGGGUGGGCUCCACAGAUGUCGAUACUGAGUCACCGAGCGGUGAGUGGGUUUUUGAGUCACUGCGGGUGGAACUCGGUGUUGGAGGGAAUUAUGGCUGGGGUGAUGAUAUUGGCGUGGCCCAUGGAAGCAGACCAAUUUGUGAACGCAAGGCUGUUGGUGGAGGACGUAGGAGCUGGGGUCCGUGUGUGCGAGGGUGCCGAUGCGGUCCCUGACUCAACUGAGUUGGCUCAGACCAUUGCUAAUUCAAUGAGUGGAGACACAAGUGUCCAGAAGGUGAGAGCAAAGGAACUGCAAGACAAGGCAGUGGAAGCAGUUAACGAGAGUGGGAGCUCUUGGAGAGACUUGGAGGGUCUAGUCAACGAGUUGGUCCAACUUUAAAUCAAAAUUGAUUGACAACAAGCUUCAUUGAGUGCCAGACCGCAAAAGCAAAAAUGUAGAAUAAUGUUUUAGAUCACUAAAUUAGGAGCUCUAGAGCAUCACUAAUGAUGUGGCACAGUGGCUCCCACCAAAGUGAUGUGAUGUUUUGGCUUGAGUUUGUUUUUUUUAAUUUUUUUUUAAGCUUAUUAGAGCUAUUAGUGGUCUAAAAAUCAGUGAGAUGAAUCACCACUCCAAAAAUGUAUGUGUAGUACAAGGGGCAUUUUUU
This is a messenger RNA of Camellia sinensis, 1743 nucleotides long. The record is from RefSeq and is a predicted model, not a curated record. NCBI's taxonomy places the organism in Eukaryota, Viridiplantae, Streptophyta, Magnoliopsida, Ericales, Theaceae.